UUCCUGCUCUACCGCGACGAGACGCUCACCUACGCGCAGGUGGACCGGCGCAGCAACCAAGUGGCGCGGGCGCUGCGCGACCACCUCGGCCUGCGCCAGGGAGACUGCGUGGCGGUUUUCUUGGGCAAUGAGCCGGCCUUCGUGUGGCUGUGGCUGGGGCUGGCCAAGCUGGGCUGUGCCAUGGCGUGCCUCAACUACAACAUCCGCGCCAAGUCCCUGUUGCACUGCUUCCAGUGCUGCGGAGCGAAGGUGCUACUGGCCUCGCCAGAACUACAAGAAGCUGUUGAAGAGGUGCUGCCAAGCCUGAAGAAAGAUGAUGUGUCCAUCUAUUAUGUGAGCAGAACUUCCAACACAGAAGGGGUUGACUCUUUCCUUGACAAAGUGGAUGAAGUCUCAACCGAACCUGUCCCAGAUUCCUGGAGGUCUGAAGUCACGUUCUCCACGCCUGCCUUAUACAUUUAUACUUCUGGAACCACAGGUCUCCCAAAAGCUGCAAUGAUCAAUCACCAUCGCUUAUGGUAUGCAACCGGCCUCAGUCUUAUAAGCAGGGUUACGAAAGAUGAUAUCAUCUAUACCACUCUGCCCUUGUACCACAGCGCUGCGCUUAUGAUUGGCUUACAUGGAUGCAUCGUGGCUGGUGCCACUCUAGUUUUGCGGAACAAAUUUUCAGCCAGCCAGUUUUGGGAUGAUUGCCGAAAAUACAACGUCACUGUCAUUCAGUAUAUCGGUGAACUGCUUCGGUAUUUAUGCAACUCACCCCAGAAACCAAACGACCGUGAUCACAAAGUGAGAGUAGCCAUGGGAAAUGGCUUGCGAGGAGAUGUGUGGAGAGAAUUCAUCAAGAGAUUUGGGGACAUUCACAUUUAUGAGUUCUAUGCUUCCACUGAAGGCAAUAUCGGCUUUGUGAAUUAUACGGGAAAAAUUGGCGCUGUUGGAAGAGCAAACUACCUACAGAGAAAAGUUGUAUCUUAUGAGCUGAUUAAAUAUGAUGUGGAGAAAGAUGAGCCUGUCCGAGAUGAAAAUGGAUAUUGCAUCAAAGUUCCCAAAGGUGAAGUUGGACUCCUAGUUUGCAGAAUCACAGAACUUACACCAUUUAGUGGCUAUGCUGGAGGAAAAUCUCAGACAGAAAAGAAAAAACUGAGAGAUGUCUUUAAGAAAGGAGAUGUCUAUUUCAACAGUGGAGAUCUCUUAAUGAUUGACCAUGACAAUUUCGUCUACUUCCACGACAGAGUUGGCGAUACAUUCCGGUGGAAAGGAGAAAAUGUGGCCACCACUGAAGUUGCUGACACACUGGGACUGGUUGAUUUUGUCCAAGAAGCAAAUGUUUAUGGAGUGCCUGUGCCAGGUCACGAGGGUCGAAUUGGCAUGGCCUCGAUCAAGAUGAAGGAAGGCCAUGAGUUUGAUGGAAAGAAGCUCUGUAAGCACAUUGCCGACUACCUGCCUAGCUAUGCAAGGCCCCGGUUUCUAAGGAUACAGGACACCAUUGAGAUCACUGGAACUUUUAAACACCGCAAAGUGACCCUCGUAGAGGAGGGCUUCAACCCUGCAGUCAUCAAAGAUGCCUUGUAUUUCUUGGAUGACAAAGCAGCAAUGUAUGUGCCUAUGACUGAGGACAUUUACAAUGCCAUACGUGCUGAAACUAUGAAACUCUGAAUAUUUCCAGAAAGAAACUGAAUGGAUCCAACUUUAAUUUGAUUGAAGAUUGUGGGGUGCAUUUUUCAUGCAUACCAAUAAAGGGAGACUUUUCUAAAUUACACCUACACUUUUGCAAGUGAAAAGACUUAGAGAUCAUUAUUUUUCAGUGUGCCCCUACUGUUUGUAUUUGCAAACUAAGCUUGUUAGAGGGAGGGGAGGAAGGUGUGUUUUUUUUAAUAUGUAAUAAAAUAGAUGACUGCCAGCAUAUGAAAUGG
Messenger RNA from Myotis brandtii (Brandt's bat), 1910 nucleotides. RefSeq names its product solute carrier family 27 (fatty acid transporter), member 2 (gene SLC27A2). Gene Ontology annotation, biological process: very long-chain fatty acid catabolic process; long-chain fatty acid import into cell; bile acid biosynthetic process. Gene Ontology annotation, cellular component: endoplasmic reticulum lumen; peroxisomal membrane; endoplasmic reticulum membrane. The record is from RefSeq and is a predicted model, not a curated record. The transcript has 10 exons. Gene Ontology annotation, molecular function: pristanate-CoA ligase activity; long-chain fatty acid transmembrane transporter activity; long-chain fatty acid-CoA ligase activity. The annotation marks the transcript as partial. Lineage: Eukaryota; Metazoa; Chordata; Mammalia; Chiroptera; Vespertilionidae.